CCCGCAGGUCAGCGCACUUCCACAAACCUCCAACAAUGGCAGCCCUUGCGAUCAGCCAGGUCUCCGCCGGUCUUCUCGGUGCCCUGCACCUCUUGUUCGCGUUCACGCACCUCUCCGACCCCGACGGGGCCAUCACUCAGAUGACCAGCGCCAAGGGUGGCACGGCCAUCGCCAAGCAUUGCGUCGCGGUCAUCGGCGUCUGCCACGCGGUCCUCGGCUUCCUCUACGCCAUGUUCGCCAAGGUCAAGUCCGAGGGCGUCCGCAAGUGCUCCCUCGCCAUCUGGGCAUCCGUGUUCCUGCCCCUGUGCACCUACGCCCAGUACGCGUUCCCCCCCAACGGCAAGGCCCCCACCGGUAUGCCCCCCAUGGACAUGCCCUUCCCCUUGCUCUACUUCUUCGCCGCGUGCGUCGCCCUCGGGUUUGCGCCAAUCAAGCCCUUCAAGUUCAAGUUCAAGGCCGGCAAGAAGUCCGCCUCCGCCAAGACUCCCUCCACCGCGACCAGGAAGUCCACCAGGACCAGGAAGACCAAGUAAGAAGCCCCCGCGGACGCGUUCCGAAAACGAAGGGGCUGGCGCGUCGAGCUGUACAGGGUUGCUCCGCGAAGAUAAAUUUACGUCAUUUUUUCUCAUUACGAAUUUACAC
This is a messenger RNA of Micromonas commoda, 642 nucleotides long. RefSeq lists its product with no specific name. The transcript has 2 exons. Lineage: Eukaryota; Viridiplantae; Chlorophyta; Mamiellophyceae; Mamiellales; Mamiellaceae. The record is from RefSeq and is a predicted model, not a curated record. The annotation marks the transcript as partial.